AGUGCACGUCACGAUUUCGCCAUAUUGUCAACACUUAUUUUCCAGCUCAUCCCCCAAAAUGAUAUAGACACGUUAUAAUCGUUGUAGUAUGCUCCCUGGAUCCAAGACCGAAGAUCUACAGAGACAUGUCUCGUCCGGGCACUUCGACUGCUAAAGAGGGAAGCAAACCGGGGUUUUGGAAAAAGGGAACAAGUUUCCCGGGGAGCAUCAAGCCAGUAUAUGGAGCACAGCACCCACCUAUGCAACAAGCUUCACUUCCUAGUAAAAGUAAAAAAGACGAUAAUGGCAAACUAAGAAGUAACAAGAAAGAUGCAUUCCAUGACUUUGAGAACAAGACGUCUGACGCCUGGGACGAUGGAGACGACGAUCUCCUGGUCAUGGCCAAUAUCCAGAUGUCUCUCCGUGAUGUCCGCAAGACUGCAGAGGCUGUAAUAGACAACCAUAGCAAACAAAUCAACGCUCAGAAUGACAGCAAGCAAAGUCAUGUGACAGCUAUCCCAUCAGCCACCUCCUCCCAAGGAGCGGGUCCUGGAGUGGGAAUGAGACUGAACACGGGGUGGCAGGCUCCCAAGACGACGGCCAUCAGACCAACUCAGAAAAAAGUGCCAGACCGCCAAGUCAUCAAACUGGAAAAGUUCAGAAGUGCAAUGGCUGCACAGAACACAGACCUAGAUGAACUCCGAAAGCUCAGCUGGUCAGGAGUUCCCAAAGCCGUCCGUCCUACUGCCUGGAAAAUACUCUCUGGUUACCUUCCAGCCAGUCUAGAGCGGCGAGAACCCACUCUCCUGAGGAAGAGAAAUGAGUACUUUGGCUUUAUAGAGCAGUACUAUGACACACGGCACCAAGAGAUGCACCAAGAGACGUUCCGACAAGGUCUGGGACUGGGUACUAUUCUUAAAGAUAUUCCAAGAAUGACCUCACUUGCUCACUUGUUUCAACAAAAGGUUGUUCAAGAAAUUUUUGAGAGGAUUUUGUAUAUCUGGGCAAUCCGCCACCCUGCCAGCGGAUACGUACAAGGAAUCAACGAUCUGGUUACACCCUUCUUUGUGGUGUUCUUGUCCGAAUACAUUGAGAACGAUGUGGAGUCGGAAAACUGUGACUUACAGGAAUUACCGCAGGAAACACUACGCAUCAUCGAGGCAGACAGUUACUGGUGUACUUCCCGUCUACUGGACGGUAUCCAGGACAACUACACAUUCGCACAGCCGGGCAUACAGAUGAAAGUCAAUGCCCUAAAGGAGCUGGUCAAACGAAUAGACGUUCCUUUACAUAAACACUUAGAGGAACAGUCUGUGGAAUACCUUCAAUUUUCCUUCCGAUGGAUGAACAAUUUACUGAUGCGUGAAAUUCCACUCCGGUGUACAGUCAGACUGUGGGACACAUACCUGUGUGAGCCCAAUGGUUUUGCUGACUUUCACCUCUACAUGUGUGCAGCAUUCGUGGUGAGGUUUUCUAAAGAUAUACAACGGGAACGGGAUUUUCAGGGAAUUCUCAUGUUUCUACAGAACUUACCAACACAUCAUUGGAACAACGAAGAAAUUGGAGAACUUUUAGCAGAAGCGUACAAACUGAAGUAUAUGUUUGCAGAUGCACCGAAUCACCUGGACAAGAAAUGACGUACAGAAACAGAUUAGCAUUAGUUUUUAGUGGGACACACUUAUCUCGGUGUGUCGUCUGCACGUCGGAACGGUUGUGUGCAUAUGUGCUUAAGGUGCCAAAUAUAGAACUCUUGACCUUUAUUCAAGGUCAUAUAAUGGUUGAUGGUUCACAUUUAUAACCUCGCCCCAUGUGGUCAAGGUUAUGGAAUGGUUAUCCUCAAAUUCGACAUUUGACCUGUUAAGGUAGUAGAAGGGUUUAUUGAGUAUGUGAUGUUUCGAAUACAAAACUAGCACCAAUUUUGUUGUGUGUUAAGAAUGAUACCAUGUGUGUCUUUUACAAAAUUAGGGCAAAUGUCCAACUGAUACACAAAUACAAGGGUUUGUUAUCAGUGACACCACAGUGUCAUCUCAGGUCAUACCAACAAGUGGUGUGUUAUCAGUGAGAGACAAUGUGUUAUCAGUGAGAGACAGUGUGUUAUCAGUGAGAGACAAUGUGUUAUCAGGGAGAGACAAUGUGUUAUCAGUUUAUGAGAGAGAGAAUGGUAAUGGUGAGAGAAGAAUGUUGUGAUAAGUAGUGUUCAAAGUGUGUUAUAAAUGAGAAAAACAUUAUUAUCAAUGUGAAAAUGUUAUCAGUGAAUGUGUGUUAUUAGUCAUUGGGAGAACGUGUGGUAUCAGAGUGUUAUCAGUGCUGGAACAAUCUUUCAGAUAUAACACUCACUAUGCGGCGUCCAUUAUCAAGUACAAGUGUAUGACUGGUCGUACCACAGUCACAACCUGUCACAGUGAACAGUGUGUUGUCAUGGAUACCAUACAGUGUCAUCCAAUCAGAAGCAGCCUCUACGCUGCUAGGUAACAGCACACAAGUUAAAGACCAUACACCACAGGUUAUAAUGAGACAGAUAACACUGUAUGUGUCAUAGAUGGUACUCUUUUUGUUAUAGAUAAUUUAGUGCAUUGCUGUUAAAGACAUGUCAUGUUUUAAAUAAAAAUGUCAUAUAAAGCACUGUAUGACAUGAACAGAAAAACCUUAUUUUCUGUGAAAAUAAAGAACUUCUAUAAAAUAGAAGUGAAUGUAAUUGCAUGUACUAUUUUCAGGACAUUAUAUUAUAAAAAGACAGCACUCACAACUCCUGUCAAAACAACAAUGCUUGGUCAGGGGUGAUAACUCUAAAACAAUUGUUUUAUAUCGGGCCAAUAAGUGCAAAGGGACCCUCAUACGUGUCAGUUCUGCCUAUCAGUGUUUUGUAGGGAGAUUUCCAAUUGACCCUCAUAUUUGGUUGGCUGUAGCAAAAAUUCCCUUCUUUAUUAUUUUGUUCAAUUUCAAUUGAUUAAAAGUAUAUCAUGGCUUCAAUGACGGACACUAUUUUGUCAAGUAGGUGUCAUUGCGAAUACUUAAACGUUUUUGGAUUUUAAAAUUCCAUGUUUAAACGUUUUUGGAUUUUAGAAUGCCAUGUUUACCUAUGAAAUAUUGAAAUAAUGGCAAGUAUGGACUCUCAGGGUAGUUACAAAAAAAUGCAUCCAUGUUUUCAUAGGUCUCGUGGAGUAUAUUGUGUUGUCACACUGUCUGUCCAUCUGUCUUUUUACAUAACAUUGUAACCAGAACUCGUCCCACAGUUUUCAACUUCAUCUUUUGAUAUUUGUGAGAUGAGAGUCAUGAUAAUGAACAUAUAGAAAAAAGGUAAUGUUGUGCUAACAUUUCUAGUUAAUUUGAAAAAAAGAUCUAAGCCAAGAGAAACAAUCUGUAUAAUGAAUAUUUAAACGUUUGACAGGGAACAUUUAGAACCUUGCCUUACACUGGCUAUAGAUGUAAAAAAUGUUUUCUACUUUGCAGUUAAAUUUUAAAAAAAUCUUAGGAAUUCAUUGAAAUUCCAUUUGAAAGUGCUAUUGUUGAAACCUUGCAGGUGAAAUCUCAAUUAUUUACAAGGAAAUGUUUACAUUUUCUCUGCAUCCUUCCACGGCAAUGCAUUGAGAUGGCAAAUGUUGUUAUGAGACUAUAACAGCAUUUGCUAUUGUAACGUCAUCAAUCUCUAUUGUGACGUCAUC
Molecule: messenger RNA, 3641 nt
Organism: Mizuhopecten yessoensis (Yesso scallop)
Lineage: Eukaryota; Metazoa; Mollusca; Bivalvia; Pectinida; Pectinidae
Product: TBC1 domain family member 22B-like
Exons: 13
Coding region: 126-1616 (496 amino acids)
Biological process (GO): activation of GTPase activity
Molecular function (GO): GTPase activator activity
Source: RefSeq, a predicted model, not a curated record